Anthonomus grandis grandis is the source of this 2253-nucleotide messenger RNA. RefSeq names its product sensory neuron membrane protein 2-like. Lineage: Eukaryota; Metazoa; Arthropoda; Insecta; Coleoptera; Curculionidae. The transcript has 10 exons. Gene Ontology annotation, molecular function: scavenger receptor activity. The record is from RefSeq and is a predicted model, not a curated record. Gene Ontology annotation, cellular component: cytoplasm; membrane. The coding region runs from base 653 to 2044 and encodes 463 amino acids.
UUGCUAGCUUCAAAUAUUAAAUCAUCAAAUGUCAAUUCAAUAAUUUUGUCUAAAGUCUGAAUUAAAAUAGCUUGUAACCAAAACUUAAAUAUUAAAAUAUGCCUACCAAAAAUAUUUCAAUACUGUCAACCAAAACUCUCAGAUCAUAUUCAUCAACUGAUACAACGAGUACUGAAUCUGAUGAUUCCAGUAGUUCAAGUGAUGGCUCUCUUGAAGAUGUUGGAUGCCUAAAUAAAUAUCGUUUACCGAUACUAAUUAUACUGGUCAUACUAUUGUUAAUUGCGUUAGGACUUUUCAUAUAUGCUAUAAUUGGAGGAUUCUAUAUAUAUAACUAUUCAUGGCUUUCAUCAAUGGGGCUUAUAGGAAAAGCACCAGAUUAUUGGAAAAGUUUUUUGAAUAACCGAAUUUAUACUACUUUCAAAAUCUAUCCAUUUAGCAUUAUCAAUAUAAAAGAUGUCCUCAAAGGUAAAAAACCGAAGCUGAAAGAAGGUCCCUUAAUAGUUUACAGUUAACCAACGCAUUUACUUACAAUAUUAGAACAAUUUUAAGUAACAAGUAAAAAAGAGGGCGAUAGCGAUAGCGAAUUCUUCUUAUUCCCUUCUAUUAACCAAAGUUUGACCCAAAAUAAACGUCGAAAAGAACGAGACCACAGAUGUAUAUAGCUCCGUACGUGUAUAUAUACAUCUAUGACCAAGACGAGCAUCGUAAUGCAUUUUCCAUUUCAAGUACACGUGGGGAACCAGGAAAUCGGCUGAAGACCCGUAAAAUAAAUGUAAACUAUGAUAGAGAAGAAGAUACUUUGACGUUUGAGGAAAAAUUCGAAAACAUAUUUCUACAAAGUAUUUCUGACAAUGAUCAAUUUACAAAAAUUUUACCUGUAAAUGUUCCGAUGUGGUUAUUGCUUCACCAUGCCUUGGACUUUUACGGUAAUAAAGCUCCAACAGAAUUAUUUGAGCUGUUAAAAGACCCGGAGGAGGUAUUUGGUAAGGACGCUUCUGUUACUAAACCCUGUACCGUAUAUAACUUAAUGUUUGGCUAUAACUCGUUUUGCGCAUAUAAGGGAAAUGUAAGCGAGAUUUGUAAAAAGUUUCGGAUUUUAGUGGAAAUUUCCAAUAACACCAUGUUUAAAAUUACGAGAUAUAACAGACUUGAGUUUGGCAUGUUAUCAUAUUUGCUUCCUGCAUACCAUGCUGUACCGACAGUACAAUUGGGGUUAAAAAAUAUAGAAAUGGCAGGACACAUAACAAAGCUUGACGGAAAAUCUUUUAUAACUUCUUGGGACAAUGGAAGUAGACAAUCCACCUGCAACAAAAUUCGAGGAAUGGUUCACUAUUUUACUGGUUCAGGCAGGGGUUUAAACGGUUUUCAAGUUUGGGUUAAUGAUAUAUGCAGACCUGUAACUUUUCAAUAUAAACAAAAAACAAGUGAUGAUAUUCAUGCUGAAUUUGAAAUGAGCCAGGACACUCUUAUUAAUAGCAUAGAGCCAAACCAGUGUUAUUGUAGAAAUAAUCCUAGGAAUAUGCAAUAUUGGCGAAACUGUUAUGACGGAGUAAUGGGACUUUAUGAUUGCAUUGGUUCCCCUCUAUUCUUAUCUUACCCUCAUUUGUUAGGUGCGUCUGGUGUGUACACAAGCAGAAUCGAAGGACUAGUUCCCAAUAAAAAAAAACAUACAUCAAGAAUAAUUAUGUAUAAAAAAAAUGGUACAUUCCUUGAAUUUUCAAUUAAGUACCAAUAUAAUGUACCAAUAUUUGCUGUUAAAGAAAUUCCUAUACUGGCCAACGUAAGUUGGGCAUUGGUACCUAUUUUGUGGGUGGAGCAGAGAAUAUUGGUCAAUGAUGAAGAAAUGGAGAGUUUUGUUAAAACAUCCCUGUAUACUCAUGCAUAUAACAAAGAUAUGAUCCCUGUAAAUAAUUUCCGGUUUGGAACAUUGGCAAUAAGCUCAUUAGUCAUUGUUGUCUGUAUAGUAUUGAUUAUAGUUAUACUGUUAAAGCCAAAACCACUACCUCGUGAAUAUAGUUAUGAUUCUGAUAUUUCAGGAAAGUAGCUUACUCAGAAACAAAGACCGUUAACUAGUUUAAACUGUUGAAAUAAAAGAGAGAAGUAUUUUCUAGAAGUAAACAGAUGAAAACAACUUACGUCUCGCUCAAACAUCUUAAAAAAAUUUGAUCCUCUACUUUGCCUACCUCUCAAAGGAAAUAAAUUCCUUGUAUUACUGUUCAGAAAACUCAGAAAAAUAAAACAAGCUUGCGACUA